This is a messenger RNA of Geodia barretti, 1422 nucleotides long. The record is from the annotation of a GenBank genome assembly. Lineage: Eukaryota; Metazoa; Porifera; Demospongiae; Tetractinellida; Geodiidae.
UUGCUUUAAAGUAUCAGCUACAGCCUGUGCCGAAACUUCACUUUCCAAACGCUUCCUUUUACGUCUUUCUUUCCUCAUCUUUCGUUUUUCAGCAGGGGUAUUCUUUCGCCGUAUCCGCCGGACAUCCGAGCUCUCCAUUACGAGAAGGUUGGAAGGUCAACACGUGAAAUUGCGCAUGCUCAUAUGAACUUUGUACUCUCUGCCCAAGUACUUUUGGCGGCAACUGCCCGCUCUUCCUCUUCACCUAGGACUCCUAAAAGAAGUGGUACCAGUCUUUUAAAAGACGAUUUGUGGAUCCGGUUUGCUUACGUGGUGCAAAAGUAGCAUCUUUCGCAGUAUGUAUUCAUGUUCAACGGCCAAGAUGCACCCAUCUUUCGGCUAGUGCGCUGCCAAGAUGCACCCAUCUUUUGGCAGAGUAUGUGUGCAUGUGUUGUUUGUUCGUACAGCUAAGAUGCUCCCAUCUUUCGGCUCGUGCGCUGCCAAGAUGCACCCAUCUUUUGGCAGAGUAUGUGUGCAUGUGUUGUUUGUUCGUACAGCUAAGGUAUAUCAAGCUAUGGAUUCUGAUGACCAGUUCCACUUGUCUGAAAGGGGUGACUCUGUAUGGAACAAGAGAGUGAAAACCAAGCUUCGGGAUGAGAUAUCACUUUCUGAUAAAGAAAAUGGAUAUUCAUUAUCUGAGAUAGAUUGUGUUCAUGUUUUUGCAGUGGCUAUUAAACGCUAUUUUGAGUCACGGAAGCGUAAUCACCGUGAGUGUAAACCGGAGCACAAACAAAGAGUGAGUGCACAAGAGAAACAGAGGAAAACAAGGUCUCGACGUCAGCGGGUAAGUGAAAUUAUACUUUUGGUUGGUAUUUUUCUUAAUAUAUAUUAUAUUAUGAUAACAGCUUUUUGACAGACGCAGAAAAUGUGUUAGGGGAUCUGAGCAGUGUUGGUGGGAUAAGCUUUCAUUAGAAUACAUGAGUUUUGAGUCUAGUGAUGAAGAAGAUAAUAUCACAGUCCAUUCACUGCCUUGGAGAUCCAAAAAACUGAAUGAUUUCCUGGCUGUACUCGACAAAAGAGCAGAUGAAAAUCGGCAAAAGGUUAAACACCAUGCAGCCGAGCGGAAAAGAAGACAACAUGGACCAGAUGCGGCUUCUUACCCUCCGGAAAACUCUCCGAAAUGGACAAUUAGCAAGGAUUGGAAGAAAGACCAUGUUCAAGAUCAAGACACCACAGAGCAUAAUAUGGACCUUUCAACUGAGGAGAAAGAACCUGAAUAACUUUCCAGAACAAACUAUUUUGUUAUAAUUUUAAGGCUGUAAAACUAUUGUUGUUGAACUGAAAAUAUACUGUUAAUUACAGAAAAAUUACUUUAAAAUACUUAUAGUUUACUGAAGGAUAUACAUCACCAGAAACUCUCAGUAUAUCUGCAGUACCAAAGUG